This is a messenger RNA of Peronospora farinosa, 1857 nucleotides long. NCBI's taxonomy places the organism in Eukaryota, Oomycota, Peronosporomycetes, Peronosporales, Peronosporaceae. The record is from the annotation of a GenBank genome assembly.
AUGGAUAUGAUUUCACUACAUGUUAAAGGGGACACGUCAUUGCUAACAAAUGUCGAACGUCUUUUGUCUCAGGAGGUCUUGAUAGCCGAAGAAUUCACUGGAAUUCAAAAUGACAAGAAGGAAAAAAUCUUUCGAUGCACCUUUCCAGGCUGCGGCCGGGAGUUUCAGCUCAAGGGAAAUCUAAAGAGACAUGUUAAUAUCCAUAAGGGUGAUAAGAAAUUCGUCUGCAAGUUUUGUAAGAAGCGCUUCUUGCGCAAAGCAGACAUGGAAGUGCACUAUCGAGUGCACACGGGUGAAAAACCCUAUCGUUGCAAAUACAACGAAUGUGGCAAACGCUUUGCCCGUUGCUCAGAUUUACUGAGUCACGAACGCACGCACACAGGCAAGAAGCCCUACGCAUGCGCGUUCCCUGGUUGCGACCGGAACUUCGCACGCAAAUUUGAUCUCCACAAGCAUCAGCGUCUGCAUGAGGACCACGAUGACGCUCUUGGAACAAUCAAGACCAAGAAACGAAAGUUGUCGCCGUGUCAAACUGACGCUUUAACACGCAAUGAAAGCUGCGACUGUCCGAGCGAUGUCGCUACGCCUUUUGUUGGUGGAGCAACGUCCUCCGAUGCAGCUCUGACUGCUGAUGUCUUUCUUCCUGGACCACCAGCUACGCAAACCACAGUGCCGAUUACCGGCACAUUUGCAGCUGGUCGCCGCAAGAUGUCAGCUAUUGCUGCGUGCUUAGACACUCCGACAAGAGCGUCGCGAUACGAACUCAAGUGUCCGGAGAACAACGUCUCGCCACCGACGUGUUUUGCUGCGCUAUCCUCGUUGGACGCCUUCGUGUUGUCGCAGGAAACCUUGGAUUUUUCUCGUCCCUUUUCACUUGAUGCGUUUCCGCCGUGUCCUUCGACAACGAUUGGAACAAGUUGCUGUCCAGCGCAUCUUGAGCUGAGGCCUCCCCCGCCUGAAGACAACAUAGUCUCUACUGAAACGAAGAUGCCGAACGCCCCCGAUAUCCUGGACCAUCUCUUUACGACGUUCCCGUCAUCACCGAAUAAAACUGCGCUCGCACCUACGGACUCUCACGACUUGCAUUCCAACAUGGCACAUGAAAUGACGCUCAUCAACGGUUCUUUUACGAACUCAGCUCAGCCUGGGUCAGUUGACAACUCGACGGUGGGUCAGACAUUUUCUGAGUCUAGCGUGCCUCUCAAUGUGCCGGACGUGAACGGAUCAACUUUCAGUCCUGAGAGAGUGCUAUCAAGCUCGACUCCCAGUGCAGCUUCAGUUGGUAAAUCGUCGGUGCCCAGUUCUCAAGCGCAUCCGGCAGCCUCAUCGGGCAGUCCUGUUAACUUUGGCGAUGUCAGUCCGACUGACUGGGUCACAAGUUCCACAAGUGAUGGUAGUGGCGCUGCACCAGUUACCGCUGCUGCUUCAGUCAAAUUUGCCGUUGAGAAAGCAUGCCUGUCAACGCCGACGUCAUCGUUGCUGGACUACUCGCGGCAUAAUCGUUCGUGUGGCCACUUGUCCAUUCAGCACGGAAAUCAUCGCGACUAUGUGGUGCAAAAUCACCUCGUUUGUCAAGACAGCGUGACGAGACUUGGUGUGAAGCAGCGUGCCGUCUCUACCGAGAAAGCAGAAUUUAAUGCGGCAGCUGCAAGGCCUGUUCAGUGCACCUCGCCCAAGGAUACGCAUCGACCGGGCUGCGGCCACCUUCCCGUGCGCCACAACGAUCACAUUGACUACGUCGUGGAGGACAACUUGAUUUGCCAGCAGGCUAGCUGGCUUGAGGACGAUAAUCUUGAACUACUCGGUGACGAUUUCUGGGACUUUUACGAUGCUAUUGACGCGUUCCCGACCAACUAA